UGCACCCCUAAUUUUCAAACCGAAGGAAAGCAAACAAAUCUCCAGACUCGCCUGCGCCCAACCAUUUCUUGUUCCAUUUCCUUCCCCUUUCUUCACUCCUCGGGAAUUCCCCGAUCCCUUGCCUCCACGAAUCUAAUUUCCCCAUUCUUACUCUAUUGGAUUCCGCGAUUUAUGUCUCAUGUUCCAUUCUUCAAGUUUUCAAUCAUUCCAAUCCCUUUCGAGUCUGAUCGGGAUUUUAGGUUUCUUUUCUUUAAAAAAAUUUCGAGUUUUGGGCUGGAUUUUCUUGGCAUUUGUAUUGACUCGGUUCGCGGGCUGGGAGGACAAUUGAGAUGGCGACGGCUCUGAACAAGAUCGAGAGGGCGCAUUAGAUGUAUCGAGAAGGGCAGCACGAGGACGCGCUGGGGCUCUAUACAGAGGCCCUGGCCCUGGCCAAGACUAAGGCCCAGAAGAUCGCCGUCCACAGCAACCGGGCUGCCUGCUAUUUGAAAUUGCACGACUUCAAGAAGGCAGCAGAAGAAUGUACUUCAGUCCUUGAGCUAGAUCACCAGCACUCAGGGGCACUGAUGUUACGUGUGCAAACAUUAGUCACGCUUAAGGACUACCAAUCUGCACUCUUUGAUGUCAACCGGCUGAUGGAGCUGAAUCCAUCUUCUGAUGUAUACCAGAACAUGCAGGCUCGACUAAGAACACAAUUGUCACUAGCUCCAAUACCUGAGUCUGAGGAAGAAGCAUUGUAUCAUGAAGAAGGUGGCAAAUCCCCUCUGACAGGGGAUGCAAAAAGCAAGCCCCUUAGCAGUAAGCCUGAAAUGCCUGUCACCCAAAAUCAGAACCUUGUGGUUCCUUCUGAUAUGCCUUCCAAACCUAAAGGUUGGGAAGCAAUCCCAAAACCAAAAGGACAUUCAGGUCUGGAUUACUCUCGAUGGGACAGGGUGGUAGAUGAUUCAAGUGAAGAGGAAGAAGAAGUUGAAGAAGAGCAGCAGCCACAGUAUCGGUUUUGUGUUAAAACUGUUGGUGUUAGGCCUGUGCAGUGAAUGAGCUCUUGGGUGAAGUUCAAAUGAAAAUGCAUGGAUACCUGAUAAAGGGAUGCCAUGAGCAUGAUAAUUCAUGGUAUCUAUCUGGUUUGCCUACUCUUACAAGGAGUGUCAUGUAAAUGUCCAGAAGUGGCUGAUUGAAGCUGAAGACUAGCCUGUUAUAUUGUCAGUUACAAUUUACAUGCGGACAGUUAACUGUGCCUGUUGAUGGAUUGGUCCUUGGUGGAGGAUGAACUACAUCCUGAUCACUUGUCACUGCCUCAUCAUUACAGAAAUACAGGACCUUUUAAUUGAAUUACUUGGGGAACACUCUGCUGGAAAUUUAGUAUGAGGUGGCAACAGUUUUUUUUUUUAUCAACAAUGAUUAUAAUUCUGCAAGCUGCUUCUGUUCAUUGAUAGCAUUAGGAGAGAUGACAUAUAUUCUUGUGGUGAGGAAUCUUGGUCCAAAUGCAAUAUUUUCUUAUCUUAGAUAUGUCAAGGAUGAUGUUGAAGGAUAAGUUUUUUGUUUUCAGCCUUCUAUUUUCUGCCCUUGGACUGACACUAUAGUUUCAAUUUUUCUGUAACAUAUUCAAAGACAUGUAGUUCUAUCGAUGCUUUCAGGACUAUUCUUUUAA
Molecule: messenger RNA, 1645 nt
Organism: Elaeis guineensis (African oil palm)
Lineage: Eukaryota; Viridiplantae; Streptophyta; Magnoliopsida; Arecales; Arecaceae
Source: RefSeq, a predicted model, not a curated record